Galeopterus variegatus (Sunda flying lemur) is the source of this 1804-nucleotide messenger RNA. It is a transcript of the gene FERRY3, whose product is annotated as chromosome unknown open reading frame, human C12orf4. Gene Ontology annotation, biological process: regulation of mast cell degranulation. Bases 112 to 1641 code for a protein of 509 amino acids. The record is from RefSeq and is a predicted model, not a curated record. Gene Ontology annotation, cellular component: cytoplasm. The transcript has 13 exons. Lineage: Eukaryota; Metazoa; Chordata; Mammalia; Dermoptera; Cynocephalidae.
UUGAUUUCACGGCUGCUACAGCUGAUGCAAGGCUUCAGGAUAGAUCGUUAGCCAAAAACAAAACCGGCGGGGAGAGCGGAACUGAGUUUUAUAGAAAUCUUGUCAAAGAAUAUGAAGAAAAACAGAGAAAGAUUCUGCGACAGAGAGAGGGAAUUUGUGUAUACAUUCAAGGUGGGAAGUCAGUGCUUAGAACUGAGGGUACCCCUCAAAUUUCCUGUGCAAGAGAAUGCCAGUCAUUUGCAUGGACGUCUGAUGCUGCUGCACAGUUUACCGUGCUUCAUAGAGAAUGACUUAAAAGAAGCUCUGAGCCAGUUUGUAGAAGAAGAAUCCCUUAGAGAUUAUGAUAGAGAUGCCGAAUCCUCUUUAGAAGCUGUGAAAUCAGGUGAAGUAGAUUUACAUCAGCUGGCAAGUACAUGGGCCAAAGCUUAUGCUGAGACCACAUUAGAGCAUGCAAGGCCUGAAGAGCCCAGCUGGGAUGAAGAUUUUGCAGAUGUGUACCAUGACCUAAUCCAUUCUCCUGCCUCUGAAACUCUCCUAAAUUUGGAACAUAAUUAUUUUGUUAGUAUCUCAGAACUGAUUGGCGAAAGAGAUGUGGAGCUGAAAAAAUUACGAGAGAGACAAGGUAUUGAAAUGGAAAAAGUGAUGCAGGAAUUGGGAAAGUCACUGACAGAUCAAGAUGUAAAUUCACUGGCUGCUCAGCAUUUUGAAUCCCAGCAAGACUUAGAGAAUAAAUGGUCAAAUGAGUUAAAACAAUCAACUGCCAUCCAAAAGCAAGAGUAUCAAGAAUGGGUGAUAAAACUUCAUCAAGACCUAAAAAACCCGAACAACAGUUCCCUCAGUGAGGAAAUUAAAGUUCAGCCAAGUCAGUUCAGAGAAUCUGUAGAAGCAACUGGAAGGAUUUAUGAGGAACACAGAAAGUUAGAAGAAAGUUUUACCAUUCACUUAGGAGCCCAGUUGAAGACCAUGCAUAAUUUGAGAUUGUUGAGAGCAGAUAUGCUGGACUUCUGUAAACAUAAAAGAAAUCAUCGAAGUGGUGUGAAACUCCAUCGGCUCCAGACAGCUCUAUCACUUUAUUCCACAUCUCUCUGUGGCCUGGUUUUACUGGUAGAUAAUCGAAUUAAUUCAUAUAGUGGUAUUAAAAGAGAUACUGGAAACCAAAAUGGAGAAAGUGAUGACAAGACUAAGAAUGCUGAGAGAAGCUAUUUAAAUAUUUUACCUGGAGAGUUUUACAUUACACGGCACUCUAAUCUCUCAGAAAUCCAUGUUGUUUUCCAUCUUUGUGUGGAUGACAACGUGAAAUCAGGAAAUAUCACUGCUCGUGAUCCUGCCAUUAUGGGACUCCGAAAUAUACUCAAGGUCUGCUGUACCCACGACAUCACAACAAUAAGCAUUCCUCUCUUGCUGGUGCAUGAUAUGUCGGAGGAAAUGACUAUACCCUGGUGCUUAAGGAGAGCAGAACUGGUGUUUAAGUGUGUCAAAGGCUUCAUGAUGGAAAUGGCUUCAUGGGAUGGAGGAAUUUCUAGGACGGUGCAAUUUCUGGUACCACAUAGUAUUUCUGAAGAAAUGUUUUAUCAGCUUAGUAACAUGCUCCCCCAGAUCUUCCGAGUGUCAUCAACACUUACUCUGACAUCCAAGCACUGAACCCUUAUAGAAUGACAUGCUUGCAGAAGAGGAUUGUUUAGCUCUCCAAGAACUUCAGCUAUGCGGGGAUUCUUCAAGCAAAAGAUGCACAGAAAGAGAACCUGCAACCCAAGCCACAAAUCAAAUCAUGAUAUGUGUCUGUUAAAUAUUCCAAAAAUUUAUG